Messenger RNA from Acanthosepion pharaonis, 510 nucleotides. The record is from the annotation of a GenBank genome assembly. Lineage: Eukaryota; Metazoa; Mollusca; Cephalopoda; Sepiida; Sepiidae.
AUGAUCUAUAUUAAGAACAUUGUCACCUUUGGAUACGAAGACAGGAAACGUUUUCUUUCUUUCUAUCAGCCGUACAUCUAUCUAUCUAUCUAUCUAUCUAUCUAUCUAUCUAUCUAUCUAUCUAUCUAUCUAUCUAUCUAUCUAUCUAUAUAUAUAUAUAUAUAUAUGUUCUAUUCAUAUCUACCUGUCUAUAUCUAUCUAUCUAUCUAUCUAUCUAUCUAUCUAUCUCAGUCUGUUCAAUAUCCCUCUCUCUCUCACUAUCUAUCUAUCUAUCUAUCUAUCUAUCUAUCUAUCUAUCUAUCUAUCUAUCUAUCUUACACGGUCUAUCUAUCUAUCUAUCUAUCUAUCUAUCUAUCUCAGUCUGUUCAAUCUCUCUCUCUCUAUCUAUCUAUCUAUCUAUCUAUCUAUCUAUCUAACACGGCCUUUCUAUCUAUCUAUCUAUCUAUCUUCAUCAAUUUUCUUCCUUACGGAUGCGUUAAUUUUUAUGAUAUUUUGUCUUUCAAGAGAUGA